This is a messenger RNA of Ixodes scapularis (black-legged tick), 3620 nucleotides long. It is a transcript of the gene ClC-c, whose product is annotated as H(+)/Cl(-) exchange transporter 4. Bases 880 to 3252 code for a protein of 790 amino acids. The transcript has 17 exons. Gene Ontology annotation, molecular function: voltage-gated chloride channel activity. Gene Ontology annotation, cellular component: membrane; synaptic vesicle; Golgi apparatus. NCBI's taxonomy places the organism in Eukaryota, Metazoa, Arthropoda, Arachnida, Ixodida, Ixodidae. The record is from RefSeq and is a predicted model, not a curated record. Gene Ontology annotation, biological process: chloride transport; transmembrane transport.
AACGGCCGACGCGUUGAUGAUAGCAGACGACGGUACAGCGCGCAGGUGCCAACGGCUCUGGUCGAACUCUUUUAAAAGUUGGGCGGGUGCUUGCGUCAUCUAGCCAGUGGCUGACUGCAUGGCCACUGACUAACUAAUAUCAGGCUGAGCAGGAAGACGUGAAAUGCGCAGCUUUUUGGCAUCAACACUGCUCCAUUGGCUCCAUUGGCUCCAUUCCUCGUUUCUUCUUUUGGAUCGGAAGAAUGGACUGUCGUCUGACAUCCACGCUGCGCGAUGUUAACGCACGCACCGAGUGACAGCGUAGUACUCGGAAAGGAUGAAAUCCCUCCGUUAUUGUUUCGCGGCGUUCGUGGACCUUGUGACGCAGCGUUCCAUGUCGGCAUGUGCCGCUUUGCAACCGAGUGGAAAGAGUAGCGCGCCUCUUGGCUUUUUUCUUCACGCGUAAACAGCGUAUGACGACGCACAAAUAUGUGUAUGCGGUGCAGGCUGCAGUCGUGGGGUAACUAAGGUGCCCCAGGAGCGAAUGAGUAGUCUUUUUCUCUCUGGCGGGGCAUUGCGUGUGGUUGCGGCGGUUACUACGGGGCACGCAGGCGAACGCGGAGCGAGCAGACGACCUUCGCCGAUUGCGUCUGCUCAAAGCCACCUUGCUCGCUGCAAGUUCCUCCUCCCAUCGCACCGCGUCAGCGAUCGGUUGUCGAUGCUCGUCGAUUUCUCCCCCUGGAGUUGAAAGGAGGCACGCGACCGUUCCCUUCCACGAGAUAACCGGCGGUCGCAUCGGUGAUUUCGGGGGCGGACGCGGAGAUAACGGAGUGGAUAGCCGAUCAACUUGGGGGCGACUCGCCCGGUGUCCGCUCUCUGACGUGCCGGGGGAGUGAGCGCAUGGAUGCUCUGCAGCUGGCCGCGUUCGGCGGCAACGCCGAGGAGGGCCGCUGGAAGGACCCGCAGGAUCACUUCGAGGACGGAACCCCGCUCGACGUAGGCUUCCGAUGGCAAGCGUCGUCGGGCGGCCAGCAGCAGGAGCUGGAAGAGCAGCUCGGGCCAGGGGCACAGUACGAGGACUUCCACACCAUCGACUGGCAGCGGGACCUGGCCAGGGACCGCAUGUGGCACCGGUUGAUUGUGAAGCGCCGGGGCCAGGGCGGCCUCUGGGAGACCCUGGUGGGCUUCAACGACGCCUGGUCGGGCUGGCUGUGUGUGCUGCUGGUGGGGCUGGCAGCCGGGGCCAUAGCGGCGGUCAUCGACAUCGGGGCGCUCUGGAUGAAGGACCUCAAGGAAGGCAUCUGCCCGCAGGCCUUCUGGCUCAACAAGGAGCAGUGUUGCUGGGCCUCCAACGAUACCUUCUUUAAGGGGGACGACUGCAAGCAGUGGUAUCGGUGGCCCGAGAUGUUCGACAGCGGCAUGGACAAGGACGGGGCGGGCUUUUACCUGCUCUCCUACCUGCUGUACGUCAUGUGGAGUGUGCUCUUCGCCACCCUGGCCGUCAUGCUCGUUCGCACCUUCGCGCCCUAUGCCUGUGGAUCUGGAAUCCCAGAGAUCAAGACGAUUCUGAGCGGCUUCAUCAUCCGCGGCUACCUGGGCAAGUGGACACUGACCAUCAAGUCAGUGUGUCUGGUGCUGGCUGUUGGGGCGGGCCUCAGCCUGGGCAAAGAGGGACCCCUGGUGCACGUGGCCUGCUGCAUCGGGAACAUCUUCUCCUACCUCUUCCCCAAGUACGGCAAGAACGAGGCCAAGAAGAGGGAGAUCCUGUCGGCUGCCGCCGCCGCGGGAGUUUCUGUGGCCUUUGGGGCUCCCAUCGGCGGUGUUCUCUUCAGCCUCGAAGAGGUGAGCUACUACUUCCCCUUGAAGACGCUGUGGCGUUCCUUCUUCUGCGCCCUGGUGGCGGCCUCGGUGCUGCGCUCCAUCAACCCCUUCGGCAACGACCACCUGGUGAUGUUCUACGUCGAGUACGACUUCCCCUGGCUCUUCUUUGAGCUCUUUCCGUUCGUGCUGCUCGGAGUGCUUGGGGGCGUGGUGGCCACCAUCUUCAUCAAGUGCAACAUCCGCUGGUGCAGGUACCGCAAGGAAUCUCGCCUCGGGCAGUACCCCAUUGCCGAGGUGUUGGCCAUCACUGUCAUCACCGCGGUGGUCAGCUUUCCCAACGAGUACACGCGCAUGAACACCAGCGACCUGAUCAAGGUGCUGUUCAGCCAGUGUGGCAUCACGGACGUGUCCCCGCUGUGCGACUACAGGCGCAACUUCACCAAUGUGAACAACCACAUUGACGUCGCCGAGGCCGGGCCCGGCGUGUACACCUCCCUCUGGCAGCUCAGCCUAGCACUGGUCUUCAAGCUGCUCAUCACCAUCUUCACCUUCGGCAUCAAGGUGCCGGCGGGUAUCUUCAUUCCGAGCAUGGCCUUUGGAGCCAUCAUGGGACGCAUGAUUGGCAUAGCCGUCGAACAGCUGGCCUACCAGUACCCGACGCUGUGGGUGUUCCAAGGGGCGUGCAACACGGGGGAGAACUGCGUCACCCCAGGCUUGUAUGCGAUGGUGGGGGCAGCAGCCUGCCUCGGGGGCGUGACCCGCAUGACCGUCUCCCUGGUGGUCAUCAUGUUCGAGCUGACCGGCUCGGUGCGGUACAUCGAGCCCCUCAUGGCCGCCGUCAUGGCCAGCAAGUGGGUGGGAGACGCCCUCGGCAAGGAGGGAAUCUACGACGCCCACAUCCACCUGAACGGCUACCCGUUCCUGGACAGCAAGGAGGAGUUUGCUCACACGACCCUCGCUGCCGACGUGAUGCAGCCCAGGCGAGGGGAGGGGCCACUCUGCUACAUCACCCAAGACAGCAUGACCGUUGAAGAGCUGGAGUGCCUGCUCAAGACGACGGACCACAACGGAUUCCCCGUAAUCGUGUCUACGGAAUCUCAGUACCUGGUGGGCUUUGUGCUGCGCAAGGACCUCAGCCUGGCUCUCGCCAACGCCCGCAAGUCCCAGGUAGGAGUGGUGGGCAGCUCUCGAGCCCUGUUCGUGAGCCAGGUGGCCACCCCCUGGACCGGACCCCCGCCGGUCACGCUCAGGCGCAUCCUGGACCUGGCGCCCAUCACCGUGACGGACCAGACCCCCAUGGAGACGGUGAUCGACAUGUUCCGCAAGUUGGGCCUCCGACAGACGCUAGUCACGCACAACGGCAAAAUCCUGGGCAUCAUCACCAAGAAAGAUGUGCUGCGCCACAUCAAGCUGCUUGCCAACGAGGAUCCAGAAUCUGUGCUCUUCAACUGAGUGGAAACGGCGGGAGAGUGCCCUGGUUGGGACUGGCUCGUCACGAGCACGCCAUCUAGUGAGGUCGAAGCCAAAGCAGCUCCCGACGGCCCGGCCCGGGAAUUUUUCUUCCGCGGGCGGGCUCCCGUCGGAAGGCCGGGAGCGGCGGGAGGUCCGUGCGCCGUGGCAGAGGCGGACUCCGGGGCGACAGCCGCGCUGCCCCCCCCACCCCUAUUUAAUGAGGCUACUUGCGCGUGUGUGUGCGCACUACGCAAAACUGUUGUCCCGGUAGUAGCUGCAUUUACACUGUCCCCUGUUAUUCUUUCCCUUUUAACAAAUGUCAUUUUUGUUGCUCUUAAAACAGUAUACACGUGCGACAAGCCCGAAAA